AUGGUUUGCUCAAGCUACGACGAACAUGGCUUUUCCGAGAGGAUCGAUAGUUUACUUGUUGCCUACAUUGCUGAUAUGGUUGCAGCAAGUGAUGUACAAAUCGAUCUCAUAGCCGUGGCUUUUGGCCUAUCAGAAACAGAAUGCGAGAAAACUCCAGACAGAAUCCGGGGAAGAGCUGGCUUUGAGGAAUUGAAGAGAGAGCGGCCGCUUCGUCGAUGGAAUUUCAUACGG
Molecule: messenger RNA, 231 nt
Organism: Mesorhabditis belari
Lineage: Eukaryota; Metazoa; Nematoda; Chromadorea; Rhabditida; Rhabditidae
Source: the annotation of a GenBank genome assembly